Messenger RNA from Echinostoma caproni, 756 nucleotides. NCBI's taxonomy places the organism in Eukaryota, Metazoa, Platyhelminthes, Trematoda, Plagiorchiida, Echinostomatidae. The record is from the annotation of a GenBank genome assembly.
AUGGAGCCAUCUUGCAAUACCGGACUGAGAGUCUUCUCCGGCGUACACCGGAGGGACGCGCCAACGGCUGCCAUCGACAGGCGCAGCCGUGCGUGCAUUGUGUCCACCAAUGUACGUAGUGUCCUGAACAAACGAAACGAGUUGGAUGCGUCUUUUAUGGAGCACUCCCCGAUGGCAACCGCCCUCAUCGAAGCCUGGCUUAACCCAGACGCCCUUGAGUCUGAAGUUUCUCUCUCGGGGUGUGCGUCAUUCCGUUCGGAUCGAGUACAACCGGGGAUGGGUGGGAGAGUCAUGCUGUUCAUCGACGAAAGUGUGCCGGUUACCCACCUCCACAGUUACGCGGAUCCUGACGGUCAGGAAAGAGGCGUUGUGAUGCAAAACCAAACUCUGUUGCAACGGUUACACGAUGAUUGGAGUCUGCUACAGCCGCCAGAGACAGUCCCGGUGGCCAUUCUGGACGAUAUGCGUCGACGGACUAGCGACGGUCACUGUCGGAUUUUGGGUGAUUUCAAUGUACCUCUCAUUGACUGGGACGAAAAUCGCUGCCUGCCAGGAGCGGACCGAUUCUCCAAAGACCUCCUCGCAGUCGUGAACCAGUUGACCAUGCACCAGAACUUCCUCGAGCCCACCAGGCUCAACGAUUCUGCCCAUUCAGUCCUUGAUCUUGUGUUAUCACCUCGAACAUCGGACGUUGAUGUCAUUGACUACCUUCGGGAUCGGCGUUAUGGAAUUAGUGACAGCCUUUUCUCCACCUGA